Pungitius pungitius (ninespine stickleback) is the source of this 2764-nucleotide messenger RNA. It is a transcript of the gene sesn4, whose product is annotated as sestrin 4. The transcript has 9 exons. Bases 159 to 1493 code for a protein of 444 amino acids. Gene Ontology annotation, biological process: cellular response to L-leucine; negative regulation of TORC1 signaling; cellular response to leucine starvation. The record is from RefSeq and is a predicted model, not a curated record. Gene Ontology annotation, cellular component: nucleus. Gene Ontology annotation, molecular function: oxidoreductase activity, acting on peroxide as acceptor; L-leucine binding. NCBI's taxonomy places the organism in Eukaryota, Metazoa, Chordata, Actinopteri, Perciformes, Gasterosteidae.
GGUCUCAGUCUCCCGGCGAGAGGCGGACUGACUGCGGCCAGAGGCAGCCCUGCUCGCCCACACCCCCCCCCCCCCUUUUUUUUAGCUUAGCUUGGAGGGCAACCGAGAGAAGACGAAGAGCCGCAUCCAUGCAAUAACUCACUUUUGUUUUUUGUAAAAUGAUCAUCUGUAGGAGUAAAAUGGAGUACCCCCUGAGAAGCCAGCGCCAGCGAGUCCAUAAACAGGUGAUGGUGAACGGCGAGAACGAGCGCGUGUCGCGGCUGUUCAUGAAGGCUGUGGUCAGCAGGGGCGGCGUGGACGCCGUGUCCCAGCAGAUGGCCUCUCACCCGCGAUACUUGGAGAGCUUCCUGCGCACCCAGCACUACAUCCUGCACAUGGACGGCCCCCUGCCGCUGCCGUACCGCCAUUACAUCGCCAUCAUGGCUGCGGCACGACAUCACUGCAACUACCUGGUGUACCUGCACUCGGCCCAGUUUCUGAGGGUGGGCGGCGACCCUCAGUGGCUGCAGGGUUUGGAGGCGGCGCCGCCUCGUCUUCGUCUCCUCGAUCACAUCAACAAAGUGCUGGCCCACCAACCCUGGCUCACGACCCGCUCACACAUCCAGGCGCUGCUGAAGUCGGGCGAGCAGUGCUGGUCCCUGGCGGAGCUGGUGCAGGCUGUGGUGAUCCUGGCCCACUGCCACUCCCUCUGCAGCUUUGUGUUCGGGUGUGACACGGACGCAGACUUCGUCCCGCUCUCCAAAUCUCCCAACGGUGUCCCGCCGACCUUCUGCCCCUUCGAUGCUGCCAACGGCAACGCCAACGUGCCUCAGUCGCUCGCCACUCCCUCCGAACACAUAACUCGACGAAGGUCUCUGGACUCCAGUUGUGACAUGGUGUGUCUCAAAGAGAGGAUCCAGAAGUCCCAGGAGGAGCGCGAGAAGAGAGAAGAACGCUUGCUACAGACACAGACACUCCAGCAAACGGAUACGGAGGACGAAGACGAGACGAUGUGCUUCACGGACCCGACGCGAUUUAUCACAGACCCCGACUUGUGCUACCAGGAGUUCGCCCGCAGAGAGGAGGACCACUUCCAAGUGUUUAGAGUUCAGGACUAUUCGUGGGAGGACCACGGCUUCUCAUUGGUCAAUAGGUUGUAUUCGGACAUCGGGCACCUCUUGGACGACCGGUUUCGGAGCGUGACCACCCUGCCCACGAUGCACAGCCCCGACCUGAAGAGGGCCAUCUGGAACUACAUCCAUUGUGUGUUGGGAAUACGGUACGACGAUUACGAUUACGGGGAAGUGAACCAGUUGCUGGAGCGGGAUUUCAAGCUGUACAUCAAGGCUGUCGCUUGUUUCCCCGAUGCCACCAAAACUCCGGUGUGUCCGCUGAGUCUGGCUCCGCUUAAAGCCUCGGAGCGGAUACACGUUAAUUUACUAAUCAUGGAGGCCCGUCUGCAGGCUGAGCUGCUGUACGCUCUGAGAGCCAUCACCCAGUACAUGAUUGCCUAAGUGCUCGGAGAGGCCCGUGGUUCAAACUCUCCGCCGGUACAGAGAGACCCAGAGACGCCGAGGGCGAAGAAACCCGCAGCGCCGACGGCGCAUUCGAGGCGCUCAGUGGCUUAGGAGCUGUGCCUCGCGAACGCGCCCGUCUUUUCCUCCGAUUCGAUGUAUUUAUACCAUAGUGUGCCAUGCCCCUCCCUCCUCCUCCUCCUCCUCCUCCUCCUCCUCCUGCAGAGUCCACUCUUCUCGGAUCAAACAUCUCGGCUCUUAAAUGUCACGUGCAAUUAUUAGAGUUGUUUUGAUUUGUACAUGUUGUUUCGUGUUUUCAACUGGGCCUGUGAGAGGCAGCUUGGUUGUAGCGGCGUGUUAAGGUGGCCAACACUCAAAGUGUCAUCGUCACCUUCGUAUUAACUAUGCUUUCCCUCCCCAAAGGAUAUCUUUUAGUACAAGGUGAAUGUUCAUGGGGGACCAGGUCCUCGGUUAUAUUUGGGACAAUCCUUGUCAGUGUUGGAGGAGGACACAAAGUGGACCGUGAAGGACCACAGUUUUUCUCUCUAAUAUUUGGUAUUAAAGCUGGUCAAGAACAAACACGUCAGUUACACUGCUGGAAGUUAUCACAUUAUAGUUUCUUUUAAUAAGCACUUUUUUCAACUUUAUAUAUUUAUAAUGCAAGGUAGCUCAUUAGUAGACAUUUUGUGUGUGUGUGUGUGUGUGUGUGUGUGUGUGUGUCUGUCUGAAGCCUUUCUUUGAUGUAUGACUAAAGUUUUUAGACCGUGUCCUCAAACUUUCAGACUCUACUUUUGUUCUCAACCCCAAAUUCCUAAAGUGAAGUAACUUGAUCCAGCAUAUUCCAGUGAAUUAUUUUUCCAAUUGAAGACGCACGCAAGGCUUUUCAAGGUGAUGUUGUCCAAACACACAACUUGCAUCCAAUGACAGCAUCUGUAAGUACACUUAAGAGGUAAUUUGCCUACAGUGAUGAUUAAGCUGAGCCAUUUGCUUAAGGAUUUGUGUGCUUUUUGUAUGGAUGUGCUUUUAAAAGAGAUCAAAUCAGAGGCUGAUUCUCAGUCUGAAGUCCAUUAAAGAAACGCUACAGCAAAGUGAUGAAUUGGAUCGACGAGAAGUGUUGAUCUUCACUGCUCAAGAGGUUGAGUUCAGAUUUUUGCUCCAAGCUGAUUAUCAAGUCAAAAUCCACGGUACUUUUAGCAAAGCAGAACAAUGUGUAAACUAGUUGUCAAAACACUUGUAUCUUUUUUUUAUUUUUGUAGUUAUUGUCAACUAUA